CUGUCUAUUAUAAAUUGAAUAUAUUAUAUAACAAACGAUGGGAGCUGCUCAGGUACGGAAUGAGACGAUAGACAGCAAGUCUAAGAACAAUAGAAGAAGAAGAAAGAAGAGAAGAACUGAGGAUUUCUCAUCAGACUCGGAAUCAUCUUCAUCUUCAUCUUCAUCUGAAGAUUCUCAAGAUGAAGACGAAGCAAAAGAAGAAGAAAAAGCAAUUACACAUCCAGUUCAAAAGAAAGUUGCCAAGAUAGAUAUAGAUGACGUUGACAUGCUUUCUGAGGAAGAAGAAGAUGGAAAGUCAGGUGUGAUACCGCAAACAUUAUCUGAGGAAACUCAUGAAAAGAUAUCAAACAUCAAAUUAACCACUACUGCAUUAUCUAACUCCACUGGAUUUGGUAAAGGCUCUACUGUAAAUGGUAGUAAAGUUAAGGAAACCCUUAUCAAGGAUAGAGCCCAACUUAACAAUGAAUAUUUGAUGUUGAUGGCCUCCAACUUUGGAAAUGACUUAGAUGAACUCAGAAAGAAACCAGAUUUCAGUGAAAAAUCGUUAGUGAUUUUAGCAAAGGCUUUACAAUCUGGUUCUAAUAUGUUUGACGAUGAUACGUUAAACGCCAUACUUAGUAAAUAAGUAAAAAUUGUAAAAUAUAUAUCAUAGUAUAAAAGAAAUAGUAC
This is a messenger RNA of [Candida] anglica, 669 nucleotides long. The record is from the annotation of a GenBank genome assembly. Lineage: Eukaryota; Fungi; Ascomycota; Pichiomycetes; Serinales; Debaryomycetaceae.